Ooceraea biroi (clonal raider ant) is the source of this 2638-nucleotide messenger RNA. RefSeq lists its product as uncharacterized. Gene Ontology annotation, cellular component: membrane. The record is from RefSeq and is a predicted model, not a curated record. Lineage: Eukaryota; Metazoa; Arthropoda; Insecta; Hymenoptera; Formicidae. Gene Ontology annotation, molecular function: growth factor activity.
UACCUGUUUUCUAAUAUACAUAUAUAUAUAUACAUAUAUAUAUACUAUAUAUAUUUGGCGUUUUAAUGAAUAUUUAUCGUCUUUUGAUAAGUAGAUCUCUGUUAUUAAUUAAUAAUAACACGCGUAAUGGUAUAAAUAUACUGUUAUGAUGUGCAUUUGAUUAACAGCAAAUGAGUAAGAUGCAUAUAAUAUGUAAUUAUAUAAUUAUCUUAAUGUAGCUAGAAAUGUAUAAAAAAUUAUGUUUCUUCAAUCAAUGAAACAAUCAUGUAUCAUUAUGAAUCACUGCAUGUUACAUGUUGAAUUUCUUGAAGAGAGAGAAUCUUAGAAUUGUUCACUUGUAGGAAGUGUAAUUAAAUUUGCUUUGUAAUUUUUCCAUUUAUGUUUUUUGUUUUUUUCUAAAUUAUAAGAAUCUUUUUUACAUUGCAAAUAUUUAAAAAAGUGUUAAUGUAAAUAUGUAAAUACGUAGAACUCUCUUAAGAAAUGCUAGUUGUUGAUCUUAAUUUAUUAUAUAACAAGACAUUUUAAUACGAACAUGAAAACUUCUCCGUUCAGAAAAUAAAAAAUAAACAGUAUCGAUUAUUCGAUUUAUAGAAAGUAUCGAUCAUAUCUUGUGAUUCAUUCAACGGUGACUCAGUCCCUGAAGUUACAGGAUUGGCAAAAUGGUACGAAUACCAUCAUGUGAGUAUCGAUUGCCCACUCUCGCCAAAGCUUCGCAAGGAAUUUUAAGUAGCUUCCUCAACUUGGAUGCCGUGAAUGAUGACACAUCAUUCACUUUGUUGUAACCGUUACCGGUUCUACAAAGAUUACGAGUUCCGAAUUUCAUCACACGAAUGAUCGGCGAAUAUUUAUUGGAAUAUCCGUUGCAACUAGACGAGAUAUAGACAUUGAUUCAUUAUUGUAAUAGGUCAUAUUAGCAUAUAUAGCCUCUGGCGCUGCCAUAUUAAUAUUAAUUAAUUUAAUAAGACGUUACCUAAUAAGAAAGUAACUCAUAAGAAAAAUGUGUUAUUAAAUGAGAUUCUUGAUUUCUUGUUAUGUUUACAUUACGUACAAAUAACAGUAUAAAACGAUAAAUUACUUUUUCAGUUAAAACGGGAUAAGAUCAAAUAACAAGUUCUUAGAACUACAAGAUUUUCAAUUAACGGUAAGUUAAGAAGGGUGACAUCCUCGGUUUAUUUCACCACGCUUUUUGGGCUCCUCUCCCAGAGCAGGUGGCCAAAUAAAUCGAGGAGAAAGAGGAAAGAGGACGAACAUUCAGAAGACGAAGGAACUGAAGCGAGGAAGAAAGGAGUCACGCGAUGCAACAUUGCGUCCUCUCGCUGCUCCUAAUAAUUAUAGUUAUCUCGGAGAAUUCUUCUGAGAAUGGUCUUAGAUCGACCUCUCUUCGGACCUCCUCCUCUUACUAAGAAUUCGCAGGGAGACGAGCGAAGAGAAAUCGAAGAGCAAGUAGGAAGAAGAGAAAAGAAAUCGGAGAAGGGAGAAAAGAAGGGUGAGGGAACAGUUCGGAUGAAACUUACGUCUAUACACCGAAUGGAAAAGAAUUCAGAUCGCAGAGAGCUCGGCAGCAACCGCAGUGAGUCUCUCUAGCACCGAAUCUUAUUUCUCGAAGACGAGCUUAUUCCUGAAAAAAUUAAUUGAAUAUUUUUGAUGUUUAUGUUAAAGUGAACAGUUAAAUAUUUCUGAAAAGAUACAAGAAAGAUUGAAAGAUUCAAGAACGAAGUUAUGUUAAUUAACAGAAGUGUAUAGAUUACGUUUAUGUGAAUAUAUUGUGAAACUGAUUGAAGCAAGUUAAUUUGAACGCAGAAUUAGAUUUCUUCAAGCCAGAUUUGCAGAAUUGAUCGAAAAAUUUGUGAGAAUUUACUUCUUAAAUCACAUUUUGAAGAUGAAGAAGCUUCUAUUUCUCGCAAUCUGUGUUCAGAUUGCAUUAGCCGUUAUCGGCAGGCAUCAUAGAGACAAUGCUUUCCUGAACCACGUGCAGCUGGUACAUCAAUUUCAAUGUUCUCUGCCUCAACCACGAGCAGUCCCAGUGGAGGAUCUUCUGACUGCAGGCGUCGGACCUGACGAAAUCUUCUAUCCGGCAUCCACGGUUUUGACACGCUGUGCAGAAUCAGGAUGCUGUCCUGAUCCCAUGCAGAUUUGCGCACCGAUCGAGACUAAAAACGUCAGCCUCGUCUUCAUGGUUAGACAUCGUAUUGAUCGACAACGAGAUCGUCAUCACGAAAUUAUCCACGCUGUGGAGCACACCAAGUGUGCCUGUAUGGACGAUGUAUCGGCCACUUAGAAAUUGCAAGCUUUGGGUAAUGGAAGCUUUAAAACCAAUUCUCCAUAAAUAAUAUAAACGAUAAAGUAAAAGAUAACAGGAAUAAAUUCUGAAAAUUAGGAUUUCUAUUUUACAAAAUACAAAAUAUAAGUUACAUAAGAAUCUGUAAGAAUCUUAACAUGAAGACUUUAUAUGUGAACUUCUGUGAUAUUUUCGUUGUUUUAUAUUCCAUAUUUUUCUUUCCUUUUGAUAUAAAACGAAUAAAACGAAUUCGUGCCUUGAUAAAAGAGAAUUAUCACUGUGAGAAAAAUCAGAGAAAAAGAAUCUUUUUAUAGAUUCAUGUAUCUUACAUAAUAUAUGUAAUAAAUGGAUAAAUUGAAA